Loxodonta africana (African savanna elephant) is the source of this 12143-nucleotide messenger RNA. RefSeq names its product caspase recruitment domain family member 8 (gene CARD8). Gene Ontology annotation, cellular component: NLRP3 inflammasome complex. The transcript is spliced from 7 exons. The record is from RefSeq and is a predicted model, not a curated record. Bases 207 to 1142 code for a protein of 311 amino acids. NCBI's taxonomy places the organism in Eukaryota, Metazoa, Chordata, Mammalia, Proboscidea, Elephantidae. Gene Ontology annotation, biological process: regulation of apoptotic process; regulation of canonical NF-kappaB signal transduction. Gene Ontology annotation, molecular function: cysteine-type endopeptidase activator activity involved in apoptotic process.
CCCAAAGACACCAACGAGCCAGAAGACCAGCAAUCUCUACAGAAGUACCAGAGACAAGUAACAGUGUCCACUUCCCCACAGCUGGGUGGUAUCUGUGGCCAGCCACAGGCCUGGGCUUUGGUGUCAGGGAGGCGGUGACUGUGACAAUUGCAUUUGAGUCUUGGGGUCAGCACCUGGACCUGGCCCUGCAACAAGACAAGCGCCGGAUGGUGGCAGGUCCUUUGUUUGACAUCACAGCAGAGCCUGUAGGGGCCAUAGCCAAAAUCCACCUGCCCCACUUCAUCUCCCUCCCAGAAGGUGAGGUUGAUAUCUCCUGGUUCCAAGUUGCCCAUUUUAAGGAUGAAGGAAUGGUCCUGGAGCAGCCAACCCGGGUGGAGCCUUUUUACGCUGUUCUAGAAAACCCCAGCUUCUCUCUGAUGGGAAUCCUGCUGUGGAUCGCCAGUGGUACUGGUCUCUCGGUCCCCAUCACUUCCACCACACUCAUCUAUUAUCACCCUCAUCCUGAAGAUACUAAGUUCCACGUGUACCUUAUCCCCAGUGAUUGCACACUAACAAAGGCAAUAGAUGAAGAGGAAGACAGGUUCCAUGGUAUGCGUCUGCAGACCUCACCCCCAGUGGAACCCCUGAACUUUGGUUCCUGUUAUAGUGUGUCUGGAUGCACACACCUGGAAAUAGUUCCCAAGGAGCUGAAAUUAUCCUACAGAAGCCCUGGAGAGAUCCAGCCUUUCUCUAAAGUCUAUGCUGGGCAGAUGAAAGAACCAAUUCAACUGAAAAUUACUGACAAAAGUCUUGGGAGCCUGGUCUGGGAGACUUUGGUGAAACCAGUGGAUCUCCAGCUUGGUGCCACAUCAGCCCCACCCACUUUCUCAGGAGCAGCCUUUGUGAAGGAGCACCACCGGCAACUCCAAGCCAGGAUGGGAGACCUGGAUGGGGUGUUGGAUGAUCUUGAGGACAGAGAAGUCCUCACCAAGAAUGAGAAGGAGCUGGUGGAGCAGGCACAGACACGGCGGAGGAGGAACGAGACCCUGUUAAGGAUGGUGGAGAGCAAAGGGGACCAGGCCCUGGAGUUGCUCUACGGGAGCCUCAGUGAAAGGGACCCUUACCUAGUAUCCUACCUCAGGCAGCCAAGUUAUUCCUCAUGACUCAAAUACUCAGUAUGCCAUGAAGGAUUAAGCUUGCCCAAAGAAAAAUUUGUCCAUUUUCCCCCAGGUCUUGGUAAGCAACACUUGAUCCCUUGAAUAUUCUGCCUGAUAAGAGUGUCUUUGUUUACCUGGGGGCUUUAGGUCACACCUGAUAGCCUAUGAUAACAAUGUGAGGAUUGGGUCACACCUGAUAAUCUAUGUUAACAAUACGAUUUAUAAUGGAAUCACAGUCUAUGUGGAAGCUUCUCAACCCCUAGAGACCCUGGAGACUAAGGUCAGCCACACAGAUUGUCAGUGUUGUCUAUGUGACUGACCCUGAAUAUAAACUCUGGACUCCAAGGUUCAGGUGAGCUUCCUUCACUGGCAAUUGUUACUGAGAGAAAUAGUUAUUGUCUGCAUGACUCCCCUGGGAGAGGACAAUUGGAAAAUCUGCACUUGGAACUCUCCUGGCCAUUGCUCUGCCCUAUGCAUCUUUUUCCAUUUCUGACUUUAAUCUAUACCCAUUUGCUGUAAUAAGCUGUAAUCGUGAGUAUAAUGGCUAUGAGUACCUCUAUGAAUCAUUGAACCUGUGGGUGGUCUUGGGGAGCCUCCCAAACUUGAGCUUUGCCUGAAUUUAUAACCUUGGCUGCAUUAGUGAGAGCCCUUAAGAAUAAAAAUUAGUUAGGGGUUCUAAUGCUUGCCUCUCUGGGUUGCUGCUUUUGCUAAGGUUUUUGCCAAGCAGUUCUUUAUAUAGCUUGUCAGUGCUUUGAAGCUUUAAGAGAUCAAAAACAUAUUCUCUCCAUCAUUUUCAUUUGUUUUCUUCAAGAGGAUAGGUGCCGAGAACCUAGGCCAAUAUUUUUGGAAGGAAACACUUUAGAAACCCAUAGUAGACAUAGUAACAGUUCAUGAGCAUAUAAGUCUGAACUAAAGUUGAGGUAAAUAAAUUAUUGAAAUUUAGAAGAAAAGCUAACAUUGCCUUAAGAUAAGAAGAAAUAUGGUUUUAUAUUUUUUAACCCAGCAUAAAACGUUUCAGAUUUAGAGCAUUUAUAUAAUAUUUUUGAAAAAGCAUAUGUCAGAAUUUAGUAUUUAAAACAUCACAAAUGUAAGUGAAGUCCUCUGGGCAUCCUUCCCAUAUCCCACUAAGGUAACCACUAUCCUGAAUUAUAUGUUUCUCAUGUUUAUGUUUUCCUUAAUUUUCCCUAUGUGUAUGUUUCCCUGUAAAAUCCAUGAGCUAUUACUUGGCAUAAUUUUAGAAUUAAUAGAGAGCUCAAUAUUGUAGGUAUUCUUAUGAAACUCGUUUUGUAUGCCUUGAAAUAAUUUAUUAAAAUGGUUAAAAAAAUGAUUAUGUACUAAUAAUGCUUUCCCUCAAUUUAAUUGUAGUUUGAUAGUGGCUCAGAAUUAAACUAAAAACAUUUUUAGUACUAUGGCUUUAAAAAAAAAAACUUAUUGUGCUUUAAGUGGAAGUUUACAAAUCACGUCAGUCUCUCAUACAAAAUCUUACACACACAUUGCUAUGUAACCCUAGCUGCUCUCCCUGUAAAGUGACAGCACACUCCUCCCCUCCACCCUGUAUUCCCCAUGUCCAUUCAACCAGCCCCUGUCGACCUCUGCCUUCUCAUCUGGCCUCCAGACAGGAGCUGCUCACAUAGUCUCAUGUGUCUACUUGAGCCAAGAAGCUCACUCCCCAUCAGUAUCAUUUUCUGUUUUAUAGUCCAGUCUAAUCCCUGUCUGAAGAGUUGGCUUCAGGAAUGGUACCAGUCCUUGGGCUAACAGAGGGUCUGGGGCCCAUGACUUCUGGUGUCCCUCCAGUCUCAGUCAGACCAUUAAGUCUGGUCUUUUUAUGAGAAUUUGAGGUCUGCAUCCCACUGUUCUCCUGCUGCAACUGGGAUUCUCUGUUGUGUGCCCUGUCAGGACAGUCUUUAGUGGUAGCCAGGCACCAUCUAGUUCUAGUCUCAGACUGAUGUAGUCUCUGGUUUCUGUGGCCUUUUCUGCCUCUUGGGCUCAUAUUUACCUUGUGUCUUUGGUGUUCUUCAUUCUCCUUUGCUCCAGGUGGGUUCAGACCAAUUGAUGCAUCUUAGAUGACCGCUUGGUAGCGUUUAAGACCCCAGACACCACUCACCAAAGUGGGAUGCAGAAUGUUUUCUUAAUACAUUUCGUUAUGCCAAUUGACCUAGGUGUCCCCUGAAACCAUGGUCCCUAGACCCCUGUCCCUGCUACUCUGGUCUUUGAAGCAUUUGGUUGUAUUCAGGAAACUUCUUUGCUUUUGGUUUUGUCCAGUUGUGCGGACCUCUCCUAUAUUGUGUGUUGUCUUUCACUUCACUUAAAAUAGUUCUUCUCUACUAUCUAAUUAAUGAAUACCCCCCUCCCUCCCUCCCCAGCCUCAUAACCAUCAAAGAAUAUUUUCUUCUGUGUUUAAACUUUUUCUUGAGUUCUUAUAAUAGGAGUCUCAUACAAUAUUUGUCCUUUUGUGAUUGACUAAUUUCACUCAGCAUAAUGCCUUCCAGAUUCCUCCAUGUUAUGAGAUGUUUCACAGAUUCAUCUUUCUUUAUUGUUGCCUAGUAUUCCCUUGUGUGACUGUACCAUAAUUUGUUUAUCCAUUCAUCCAUUGAUAGGCAUCUUGGUUGUUUCCAUCUUUUUGCUAUUGUAAACAGUGCUGCAGUGAACACGGGCAUGCAUAUAUCUAUUCACAUGAAGGCUCUUAUUUCUGUAGGAUAUAUUCCAAGGAGUGGGGUUGCUGGAUUGUAUGGUAGUUCUAGUUCCAGCUGUUUAAGGAUGUGCCACAUCAAUUUACAAAGUGGUUGUACCAUUUUACAUUCCCACCAGAAGUGUGUAAGUGUUCCACUCUCUCCACAACCUUUCCAGCAUUUAUUAUUUUGUGUUUUUUGGAUUAAUGAUAGCCUUGUUGAGGUGAGAUGGUAUCUCAUUGUAGUUUUGAUUUGCAUUCCUGUAAUGACUAACGAUCCUGAGCCUUUCCUCAUGUACCUGUUAGCCGCCUGAAUGUCUUCUUCAGUGAAGUGCCUGUUCAUAUCCUUUGUCCAUUUUUUAAUUGGGUUAUUUUUCUUUUUGUUGUUGAGGUUUUGCAGUAUCAUGUAGAUUUUAGAGAUCAGAUGCUGAUCAGAUUUGUCAUAGCGAAAAACUUUUUCCCAGUCUGUAGGUAGUCUUUUUACUCGUUCGGUAAAGUCUUUGGAUGAGCAUAGGUGUUUUAGGAGGUCCCAGUUAUCUGGUUUCUCUUCUGGUGUUUGUCCAUUGUUAGUAAUGUUUCGUAUGCUGUUUAUGCCAUGUAUUAGGGCUCCUAGUGUUGUACCUUUUUUUUUUUCCAUGAUCUUUAUCACUUUAGAUUUUAUAUUUAGGUCUUUGAUCAAUUUUGAGUUAGUUUUUGUGCAUGGUGUGAGGUAUGGGUCGUGUUUUAUUUUUUUCAGAUGGCUAUCCAGUUAUGCCAAUGCCAUUUGUUAAAGAGACUGUCUUUUCCCCAUUUAACUGACUUUGGGCCUUUGUCAAAUAUCACCUGCUCGUAUAUGGAAGGAUUUAUGUUUGGAUUCUCAACUGUGUUCCAUUGGUCUAUGUAUCUGUUUUUGUACCAGUAGCAGGCUGUUUUGACUACUGUGGCGGUAUAAUAGGUUCUAAAAUCAGAUAGUGUGAGGCCUCCCACUUUGUUCUUCUUUUUCAGUAAUUCUUUACUUAUCCAGGGCCUCUUCCCCUUCCAUAUGAAGUUGCUGAUUUGUUUCUCCAUCUCAUUAAAAAAAAGGUAUUGGAAUUUGAAUUGGGAUUGCAUUGUAUCUAUAGAUCGCUUUGGGUAGAAUAGACAUUUUCACAAUGUUGAGUCUUCCUAUCCAUGAGCAAGGUAUGUUUUUCCACUUAUGUAGGUCUCCUUUGGUUUCUUGCAAUAGUGUCUUGUAGUUUUCUUUGUAUAGAUCUUUUAUGUCUCUGGUUGGAUUUAUCUGUAAGUAUUUUGUCUUCCUGAGGGCUAUUGUAAAUGGUACUGAUUUGGUGAUUUUCCUCUUCAACAUUCUCUUUGGCGUAGAGGAAUCCAGCUGAUUUUUGUAUGUUUAUCUUGUACCCUGAUGUUCUGCUGAACUCUUCUAUUAGUUUUCUUGUGGAUUCUUUAGGGUUUUUUGUGUAUAAGGUCAUAUCAUCUGCAAAUAGAGAUAAUUUUACUUCUUCCUUUGUUUCUUUUUCUAGCCUAACUGCUCUGACUUGGACCUCCAGCACAAUGUUGAAUAAGAGUGGUGAUAAAGGGCAUCCUUGUCUUGUUCCCAUUCUCAAGGGGAAUGUUUUCAGACUUUCCAUUUAGGAUGACGUUGGCUGUUGGCUUUGUAUAAAUGCCUUUGAUUAUGUUGAGGAAUUUUCCUUGUAUUCUUACUUUGCUGAGAGUUUUUAUCAUGAAUGGGUGUUGGACUUUGUCAAAUGCCUUUUCUGCAUCAAUUGAUAAGAUCAUGUGGUUCUUGUCUUUUGUUUUAUUUAUGUGAUGGAUUACAUUGAUUUUUUUUUCUAAUGUUGAACCAUCCCUGCAUACCUGGUAUGAAUCCCAUUUGGUCAUGUGAAUUAUUAUUAUUAUUUUUUGAUAUGUUGUUGAAUUCUAUUGGCUAGAGUUUUUUGAGGAUUUUUGCGUCUAAGUUCAGGAGGGAUAUAGGUCUGUAAUUUUCUUUUUUUGUAGUGACUUACCUGGUUUUGGUAUCAGGGAUAUGCUGGUUUCAUAAAAUGAGUUUGGAAGUUUUCCAUCCUUUUCUAUGCUCUGAAAUACCUUUAGUAAUAGUGGUGUUAGCUCUUCUCUAAAAGUUUGGUAGAAUUCUCCAGUGAAGCCCUCAGGGCCAGGUUUUUUUUUGUUGUUGUUAUUUGGAGUUUUUAAAUUACCUUUUCAAUCUCUUCUUUUGUUAUGGGUUUAUUUAGUUGUUGUACUUCUGUUUGUGUUAGUUUAGGUAGCUAGCGUGUUUCUAGAAAUUUGCCCAUUUCCUCUAGGUUUUUUAAUUUGUUGGGAAUACAAUUCUUCAUAGUAAUCUGAUAUGAUUCUUUUAAUUUCAGUUGGGUCUAUUGUGAUAUUGCUCGUCUCAUUUCUUAUGUGGGUUAUUUGCUUCCUCUCCUGUUUUUUUUUUGUUUCUUUGGUCAGUUUUGCCAAUGGUUUAUCGAUUUUGUUGAUCUUUUCAAAGAACCAGCUUUUGGUCUUGUUAACUCUUUCAAUUGUUAUUCUGUUCUCUAUUUCAUUUAAUUCUGCUCUAAUUUUUAUUAUUUGCUUUCUUCUGGUGCCCAAAGGUCUCUUUUGUGGAUGUCUAUUUGUUCAAGUUGUAGGGAUAACUCUUUGAUUUUGGCCCUUUCUUCUUUUUGGAUGUGUGCGUUUAUUACUAUAAAUUGACCUCCAAGCACUGUUUUAGCUGUGUCCCAAAGAUUCUGAUAGGAAGUGUUUUCAUUCUCAUUGGAUUCUAUGAAUUUCUUUAUUCUGUCCUUAAUUUCUUCUGUAAGCCAGUGGUUUUUGAACAAGGUAUUGUUCAGUUUCCAUGUAUUUGAUUUCUUCUCCCUGCUUUUUCUGUUACUGAUUUCUACUUUUUUGGCUUUAUGGUCAGAGAAGAUGCUUUGUAAUAUUUCCACAUUUUGGAUUCUGUUAAGUCUUGCUUUAUGAUCUAUUAUGUAGUUUAUUCUGGAGAAUGUUCCAUGUGCAUUGGAAAAGAAAGUCUACUUGGCAUCUGUUGGGUGGAGUGUUCUGUAUAUGUCUAUGAGAUCCAGUUGAUUGAUUGUGGCAUUUAGAUCUUCUGUGUCUUUAUUGAGCUUCUUUCUGGAUGUUCUGUCUUUCACUGAAAGUGGUAUGCUGAAAUCUACUAUUAUUGCAGAGCUGCCUAUCUUGUUUUUCAGUGCUGAUAGAGUUUGUUUUAUGUAUCUUGCAGCCCUGUCAUUGGGUGUGUAAAUAUUUAUUAUGGUUAUUUCCUCCUGGUAUAUUGACCCUUUAAUCCUUUUAUAGUGUCUUUCCUUAUCCUUUGUGGAGGAUUUAACUUUAAAGUCUAUUUUGUCAGAAAUUAAUAUUGCUAUUCCUGCUCUUUUUUGAUUGCUGUUUGCUUGACAAAUUUUUUUGCCAUCCUUUGAGUUUUAGUUUGUUUGUGUCUUUAAGUCUAAGGUGUGUCUCUUGUUGGUAGCAUAUAGACAGAUUAUGUUUUUUAAUCUAUUCUGCCACUCUCUGUCUCUUUAUUGGUGCGUUUAGUCCAUUUGCAUUCACCAUAAUUAUGGGUAGGGCAUAAGUUCAGUGCAGCCAUUUUGAUGUCUUUUUUGUGCUUUGUUGACAGUUUCUUUUUUCCUCUUAGUUUUUUGUGCUAAGUAGCUUUCCUUUAUAUGUUGUCUUUUCCUCUUUUUCAUUGUUGUUGAUUUUGUUUUUGCUGAGUCUUUAUGUUUUUCUUGUAUUUUAUUUUGAUGAGUAGGAUUGUUAGUCUCUUUUGUCGUUAUAUUAAUAUUUACCCCUAUUUUUCUACAUUUAAACCAAUCUUUUAUUUCUUUAUAUCACCUUGACUUCUUCUCCAUAUGAAAGAUCUAUGACUACAUUUUUUAGUCCCCCUUUUUUGUUUUAAUGUUGUCAUCUUUUACAUAAUGAUGUCUCUAUUUCCCUGUUUUGAAUGUUUUAGCUUAGAUUUAUUUUUGUGAUUUCCCUAUCUGGGUUGAUAUCUGGUUGCUCUGUCCUGUGUUCUAGUUUUGGGUUGUUAGUAUUUCUUGUAAUUUUGGUUUGGUUUUUGAAAAUUUCCUAAACUUCUUUUUGUCUGGAAAUGCCCUAAUUUCACCAUCAUAUUUGAGAGAGAGUUUUGUUGGAUAUAUAAUUCUUGGUUGGCAAUUUUUUUUUCUUUCAAGGCUUUAUAUAUGUCAUCCCAUUGCCUUCUUGCCUGCAUGGUUUCUGCUGAGUAGUCCACAUUUAGCCUUAGUGACUCUACUUUGUAGGUGACUUUUCAUUUAUCCCUAGCCGCACUUAAAAUUCUCUGUUUAUCUUUGAUUUUGGCAAGUUUGAUUAUAAUAUGUCUUGGCGACUUUCUUUUGGGAUCUACCUUGUAUGGGGUUCAGUGAGCAUCUUGGAUAGAUAUCUUCUCAUCUUUCAUAUCAGAGAAGUUUUCUGCCAACAAAGCUUCAACAAUUCUCUCUGUAUUUUCUAUUAACCUCCCCUUGUUCUGGUACUCCAAUCACUCAUACGUUAUUCCUCUUGAUAGAGUUCCACAUAAUCUUAGGGUUUUCUCAUUUUAAAAAAUUCUUUUAUCUGAUUUUUCCUCAAAUGUGUUGGUGCCAAGUGCUUUAUCUUUAGUUUCACUGAUUCUGAUUUUCUCUGCCUCAGUUCUGUUCCUAUGACUUUCUAUUGAGUUGUCUAAUUCUGAAAUUUUAUUGUUAAUCUUCUGGUUUUCUGUUUGCUGUCUCUCUAUGGAUUCUUGUCAUUAUGCUCUUCUCUAAUCUUCUUAAGUUCCUCUAUUGCUUUGUCUUUGUGCUGCUUGUCUUUUUCUGUGGCUUGCCUGAUCUCUUGAAGAGUUCUGUAUAUUAAUCUUUUGUAUUCUACCUCUGGUAAUUCUAGGAAAUUCUCUUCAUCCAGGAGAUUUCUUGAUUCUUUGUUUUGGGAGCUUGCCGAAGCCAUCAUGGUCUGCCUCUUUAUGUGAUUUGAUAUUGACUCUUGGUUUUGAGCCCUCAAUAAGUUACUGUAUUUAUUUAUUUUAUGUUUGCUUACUAUGUCCUAGCUUCUCGUUUUUUGUUUUGAUAUGCCCAAAUACAUUGCUCAGAGUGAGCUACUUUGAUUAUUGGCACCUUUGAAGCUCUAACGUCUUGUCACCAGGUGGUUAGAGCUGUUACUAGGUAUGUGAGCCUAAGAAUCCAUUCUCUUUUCUUGUAUGGAUUCAGCUCAGGUGUCCAGGUAGUUGGUCACCAAGUGUGUGUUGAAGGCUCUCACCUACAGUCCUAGAUGAGCAGAGGUGAUUCGUUUAGGCACAGGUAUCUGGAUUCAGUGGGGGUGGGGGGGUCACACACUGAGCAAGACAGUGGGCUGACAAGUGCCCCUGAGUGUCUCUGAGGAAAGGUGUUCCUGUUCCCUAGAGCACACAGGUAAUAAGUUUUGCAUCCAGACUAUGGGCACCCAAUGCUGUUGGCUGUAAGUACUGGGAGCCACCAUUUAUUCUUGGACCUGUGUUGCAGGUGGCUAGGCAGCAUGGGAGGAGCCACCAGUCCUUAGGCCCCUGAUGUGGUAGGUGAGGACCCUGCUUAAUAGGCAGAGUGGUGUCAAAUGUCACGAACCUGCCUCUCGACCAUAUAGCUGAAACAGUUGAAGUUAGACUUCAGGUAUGUACCCUGUUGUACUAUGCUAAUGAAGGCCUAUACUGUUGAAACGGGCCCACACAGGUUUAUGCAGGGGUGAAAGGCAUUCAAAGUCCACGGACCCCUUAUGCCUGUGCCUAGGCAACGGAGCUGUUUCUGCCCUGCGUUCCCAGCUUAGGGGAGUUGACAGAUUAUUUUUUCCCCUCUUUGUUAAUUUGUUCCCUCUCCAAGGCUGGGAGAAUGUGUCAGGAUGAGUGCCAGGUCCUACUUCUGAUCCAGGGGACACAGCCAGCUGGGACCUAAUGUAGAGCAGGAAGGGAGCAGGUAAGUGGGAGAGAGUUUUUCCCAAAGGGGUAUUUUUUGAUCUGAGCACUAGGUUAAAUGCACGUACUUAUCUUUUGCUCAUUGAGGGUUGCUUCUUGCUUGUUCUGGAGGAUUGAGAAGACUCUUUGCUGCUCAGCCCCUCCCGAUGUGGAAAACACAUCCCGAAAGCCACUGCUCGUCUCGCUACACUAGUGCCAAUGCAAUCAGCCUGUGGGGUGCUGACUUCUGCUGUGUCAGGUCUGGCAACUCCUCACUGCUUCUGAACUGUUUCUUCCUCUCCCUGCCACUCGGUUCCAUUCUUCAACUUUGCCUUUGAUGUUCAGGCUCCUAGCCUGUCAUAUAUAGUCGAUUCACUUGUUUUUUCAGGUAUUUGUUGUAAGAGGGACCACAGGAAGCGUCUGACUACUCCGCCAUCUUGGCUCUGCCUCCUGAAGAGUCCUUACCUGUUUUAUAGUUGCUAAUUGUGUUAAAUUUUCCAGUGUUUUAACUACCGUAAUGUGAUAAUUAUUAUUUAUGAACCUAUAUCAAUAACUUUUUUGAGAAUGAAGUAGUAACUAAAGGAAAAGAAAGAGAAAAAUAAAAUAAAACUUUUGCUCUGUUGCUAAUAAUGUUAUAAUUCAACAUAGGAAGAUUUUUCUAAACAAUUUUGUUAUUAGUAUUCAUAUAUCUAAGAAUAUUACAUUUAAGCAAUUUACAACCAUAUUUAUCACAUAUUAUUCUAUGAUUAAAAUUGGUAAUAAACAUUACUAAGGAUUCUGUAUGGUCUGGUAAGGGUAGAAGUUCUGGGAGGGGUGGGGUUGAAUGAAUUACCACACUAGGUGACACCAACCCUAGUGAUGCCACUUGCAGCAGAUAACUUGUAUCCUAGGUUUCACAGGUCCACAGAUGGAAAUUUUGCCCCCAGAUGGACCAUACCAAGUCUCACCUGCAUUUAAUUUCAACAAUUCAGAAGAUGAGGUUUUUGACUUAGAGUGGAUUCUGGGAUGGAGUAUUUUGGAUAUGCAAAGAACAUGAAUUUUGGGAGGCCAAAGGGUGGAGUGUCAUGGAUUGAAUUAUGCAUCCCAGAAAGAUAUGUUGAAGUCCUAACCCCUGUACCUGUGAAUGUGACCGUGUUUGGAGAAAUAGUUUUUCUUUUGUUAUGUGAGUGAGUACUUAUGAGUCCAACUCCUAGCAACUCUAUAGGACAGAGUAGAACUUCUCCAUAGUGUUUUCAAGGCUGUAAUCUUUAUGGAAGCAGACUGCCACAUUUUUCUCCCAUGGAGCAGCUGGUGGGUUUGAACCAUUGACCUUUCAAUUAUCAAUUGAUCACUUAACCACUGCAUCACCAGGGCUCCUUUACCAGAAUAGAGUGGUCCUAAACCCUUCUGAGUGGUGCCUUAUGAAACAGGAAAACAGACAUAGAGAAAAACACACAGUGAAAAGGUGCCAUGCAAUGACAGAGACAGGUGCAUCUACAAGGCCUGGAAUAUCAAAGGUUGCUAGCAGCUACUAGAAGCUGAAAGAGACAAAGAAGGACCUUCCCCUAGAGACAACACCCUGAAUUCGGACUUCUAGUUUCCAGAACUGUGAGAAAAUAAAUUUCUGUUAUUUAAGACCACCAACUUGAGGUAUUUUUGUUUCAGCAGCACUAGGUAAUUAACACAAUGUAAUACAUGCUGUGGAAACCCUAGUGGUGUAGUGGUUAAGUGCUACGGCUGCUAACCAAAAGGUCAGCAGUUCGAAUCUGCCAGGUGCUCCUUGGAAACUCUAUGGGGGCAGUUCUACUCUGUCCUAUAGGGUUGCUGGGAGUCAGAAUCGACUCAGCGGCACUGGGUUUGAUUUGGUUUUUGGUUAAUACAUGCUGUUGUUGUUGUGUUCCAUUUAGUUGAUUCCAAUUCAUUGUGACCCCAUAGGAAACAGCAGAACCGCCUCAUAUGGUUUCCAAGGCUGAAAUCUUUAUGGGAGCAAAUCACCAGGUCUUUUCUCCUGAAGAGAUGCUGGGGAUUUGAACCACUGAUCUUUCAGUUAGCAGAUGAGCACUUAACCAUUGUGCUACCAGGGAGAUAUAAAUUAUAUUAUGUAUAUGUUUAUAUAUAUAGGAAGAGAGAGUGAGCGAGAUAGAGCCCUGGUGGCAGAGUGGCUUAGAGCUUGGCUGCUAACUGAAACGUCAGCAGUUCAAACCCACCAGCUGCUCCAAGAAAGAGGGGCCCUCUGCUUCUGUGAAGAUUACAGCUUUUGAAACCCGAUGGUGUAGUUCUACUCUGUCCUAUAGGGUCACUAUGAGCCAGAAUCGAUGCAACAGUGAGGUUUGUACAUAUAAAAACAAACGAAAAUUUUCCAUCUCAUUGAUUCUGACUCCUACAGACCCUACAGGACAGAGCAGAACUGCCACAUAGGGUUUCUAAGUUGCUGCUGAUGGAUUUGAACUGCUGACCUUUUGGUUAGCAGCCCUAUGCUUAACCAUUG